Paramecium sonneborni is the source of this 1073-nucleotide messenger RNA. The record is from the annotation of a GenBank genome assembly. Lineage: Eukaryota; Ciliophora; Oligohymenophorea; Peniculida; Parameciidae.
AUGGCUUUAUUAGGAAAAACAUUAAAAGGUCGAACAACUAAACCUGGAGGAACAGAAUAAAAAAGAAACAUAAAAAUAAGAUAAAUCACAAAAUCAUAAUAAGAAUUUGAAGAAAGUCAAAAAUAAGCAUAAGUAAUUUAAGCUUUUAGAUAUAGUUUAAAAAAGAGUAACUGCGAAGUAAAAUCAGAGAGGAAUAAAAGAUAGUCAAUUUCAAUACAAAAAAACUUAUGGCUUAUUGGAGAAGAACAAUGAGAGCUGUUAAAACUGAAUAAUUGAAACUAGACAUAGAAUUAUACUCUUAAAAUAAUAAAAGAGAAUUGGAUUCUAAAGAAGCAUUUAUUUAGAUGUUAGAUAAGAAUCUAGAUGAAGCAGAAGAUUAAUAUUAAAUUGCUUUAAGAAAUCAUCUUAUUCAUCUUGAAAAUUUUCAUCUCUUGUAAGAAAGUAGAAAUAGAGCAUUAUUAGAGGAAUUUGAAAGAGAUAUCAAAAUACUUUAAGAAGAAUUCCAAAUUGAAUUUGAUGAUAUGACUAAAACUCAUAAAUAAUAAGUUAAAGAGUUGGAAGAUAUGAUUAAGACAGUUGAAGAAGAAGAAAAAAGAAAAGCAGAAUAAGCUAAAAAUUAACAUUAAACUAAUAGAGAAGAAACUAAAAAUAAAGAUGUAGAAGAUACAAGCCAAAUGAAAUAAUAAUUAGAAGAUAAAUAAACAAAAUUUUAUAAUGAUUUAGAAUAAAUGCAUCAAAAAUAUCAAUCAGAUACUGCUAAGAAAACUGAAGAUCAUACAAAAUAUUAUGAUGCAAAUAAGGAUAUGUCUAAGAAAAUUGAAAGACUUGUAAGAUCAAUAGCUAGUAAGAAAGCAAAAAUAGAUUUAACUAAAUAUAAAAUAUUAUAACANUAGCAAUCUAAUGACAUCAAGGUCUUAAAAUUAAAAACUCCUAUCAACAGAAAUUACCUCUUAUCUGAGUAUUAUGGAAGGUUUCCAAGAAAAUCAAGAAAUUAAGAUAGAUAAUCUUCAGUUGAUUAAGAUUAAUCUUAUUUUAAAACAUUCUAUAAGGGAACCUCUGUUCCAAAAAAAUGA